Messenger RNA from Rhipicephalus microplus (southern cattle tick), 851 nucleotides. RefSeq lists its product as uncharacterized. The record is from RefSeq and is a predicted model, not a curated record. Gene Ontology annotation, biological process: symbiont-mediated perturbation of host defenses. Gene Ontology annotation, molecular function: amine binding. Lineage: Eukaryota; Metazoa; Arthropoda; Arachnida; Ixodida; Ixodidae.
UCGAAACGUUCGUACCGUUCCGCGUUCUCCAAGACAGCCGAAGCAUGGAUCGCGCGCUGUCGAAAGUUCUGAUCGUGACCCUGGCCUUCUUGGCGCGGCAAGGGAAAGUGCUUGGCGAAAAGCAGAUCACUUACCCAGAAGUUCGAAGCGAUCUGCAAAAGUACCAGGAUGUCAGCAAGUGCUACCCGGAUGUUGGAGAAUGGAUCUGCUUGUUCAGGAACUAUUACGAAGAUCCAGAUUUCGGAGGCAAUGCCAACUGCCUCAGUUUUAAGAGAUUCGGUGCUUACCAAAAUUUCACCACGAACGUCGUGUUUACUUUCGGGGAGCACGGAAAAGCGAACACCACCGGCAAAUUCCAGUUGACAUCAUCGCCGUGUUACCAAGGAAGAGACAUACAAAGCUUCACUCCCGACAGUCCUGACGUUCCGCUGGAAGACUUCUAUGUGAUUUAUGUGGACUGCGCAAGUUGUGUAGUAAUUCGUCACCGCUACGCUAACGAUGGCUACGGAUGUUCCUUGUGGCGACGCAAGGCACUCUCAGUGAACCGAACGAUUGCUGCGAGUUCAUCUACGACGAGAACUGUGGCUCAACGCCGAAGUACUCGAUCUACGAGCAGUCGUGCGAUUUCUAGCUGACCAUGCGGUAGGCCUUCAACCAUAAGUAUAGCUCAAUGACGCGUGGUAAAUCCUUAGAUUAGUAAAUACACGAAGAAACGAAUGAAUACAAGGGAGGUUAGGCGCAUGUUACUACAGUCUAUCUGGUCACUCUGUACUGGCGAAAGGAGGCAGCGGAAGUAAUGAUACUGUGAUGUUCUACCAAAUAUAAUGAAUGGAUAAAUAAAUAAAUAAAUA